Messenger RNA from Triticum urartu, 1083 nucleotides. Its product is annotated as BTB/POZ and MATH domain-containing protein 2-like. Gene Ontology annotation, biological process: protein ubiquitination. NCBI's taxonomy places the organism in Eukaryota, Viridiplantae, Streptophyta, Magnoliopsida, Poales, Poaceae. The record is from RefSeq and is a predicted model, not a curated record. Gene Ontology annotation, molecular function: protein binding.
AUGUCCUUCGCCGGUGUAUCUGUCAGCGCCAAUGGCAAACUCCUGGGCUCUCCCACCUCCCCUACCACCGCCAGCGACAGCACUAUAGGAUACCACUUGCUCGUCGUGGAAGGCUACUCCCGCAUCAACAGAUCCAUCGCCAUCAAUUCUCGCUAUUUCACAGUGGCGGGCCGCCACUGGAGUAUCUUGUACCACCCCAAUGGCCGCAAAAACCAUGACAUGGAUGGCCCGGGAUCACUUUGUCUUUACCUCGCCGAGGAAGGUGGAAAGCCUGUGAAGGCGCAAUUCGAGUUCAGUUUCAUUGAUGGGAGUGACCAGCCGGCGACGACAUGCAACCAUGCGCAUGCUCAGGAAUUAUUUGAGUUCCAAGACUGGAACCACAUCCCGCACGAAAAGCUCAUCAAAAGAGAGGCCUUGGAGAAACACCUCAAGGGCGAUAGUUUCACAGUUCGGUGUGAUGUCAUUGUUGUGGCGGGGGAUGUGAUCCCCACCACCACUUCUCCCUUCAUCACGGUGCCGCCCUCCGACAUGCAACAGAAUUUCACCGACCUUCUCGUGGCUGGAGAGGGUACAGAUGUGGUCUUCCAGGUCGGUAACGAGGCUUUGGCCGCCCACCAGUGCAUCCUUGCGGCCCGCUCUACCGUCUUCAGGGCGGCCCUCUUCGGCCCCAUGAAGAAAGGCACAUCUCCGACGGUGGUUCAGGUAGAUGACAUGAAUGGGACGGUGUUUAAGGCGAUGCUAGGUUUCAUCUAUGGUGACACGCUACCUUUCCCUGCGGCAGACGAAAACGAAGGCGUCCUGCUGCAGCACCUACUCGUGGCGGCGGACAGGUACGACCUCCGGAGGCUGAGAUUGAUGUGCGAGAAGAAGCUGUGCGAGCACAUCCGUGUGGGCACAGCGACGACCAUUCUGGCCCUUGCGGACCUGCACCACUGUGACGGGCUGAAGAAGGCGUGCUAUGAGUUUCUCCGAUAUCCGGCGAACCUGAGGGCGGUUGUGGAGACGGAAGGUUUUGAACAUCUCUGCAGCAGCUGCCCCACUCUUAUGAAGGACAUGCUCCUUGGCGUGCUGCCGCCUAAUUAG